This is a messenger RNA of Arabidopsis thaliana (thale cress), 388 nucleotides long. RefSeq names its product Defensin-like (DEFL) family protein. The transcript has 2 exons. Bases 1 to 333 code for a protein of 110 amino acids. The record is from RefSeq and is marked reviewed. Gene Ontology annotation, cellular component: extracellular region. NCBI's taxonomy places the organism in Eukaryota, Viridiplantae, Streptophyta, Magnoliopsida, Brassicales, Brassicaceae.
AUGGCUUCAAAGAUCACAAUCUUUUUCGUGCUUGCUCUCGUCGUCGUUUGUACAAUGAUGGUAUGUAUUCCAACUGCGACUGCUGAGCUUGUUCUUCCUUGCAAAACAACAUAUGACUGUGUAAACCUUCCCUGCUUGGGAAGGCCACCUCUAUGUAUAAAUGGACAAUGCAAAUGCACCACUACAUUGACACAUCAAGCAAAACUCGAUAACUUAAGGACAAUGAAUGAUGCUAAGACAUGCAAGUACACGAGUGAUUGUGAUCCACGUAUGAGAUAUUCUUGUGUCUCGGGAUCUUAUAUAUGUUUGAAUGGUUUUUGUACUUGUACGUAGUACAGUAUAUUAUUAUAAACAAAUGCUUAUUUAUUGCUUUUAUCAUCGUAGGAAG